ACCCGGCGCCCUUACCGACACAAACCUGCGGCGAGGUCCAGCCCUGCGCCUCAUUCUCACACGGGGGGCCCCUAGACUCCUCCGCGGGAUGGCGUCGGAGCUCACGUACCGCGGCGGGGCGGCGUCCCCGUCCGCGGGCGCCGCCGGGGCCGCCGGCGAGUACCCGUCCGCCAAGCCGGCCAGCUCCAAGCCGCUCGCGUGGCUGCCCCGCGCCGCCCGCUACGCCGCGGCCGAGCACCGCCCGCUCUUCGCCCUCGUCGGCAUGCUCUUCGCCGCCGCCGUCUUCUGCCUCGCCGCCCCCUCCGCCUCCGGCCCCGCCCCCUACUCCUCCUCCGGCGGACGCGCCGCCGACGUCGCCAGGUCGCUCACCCGCUUCUCCGUCGACCCGGCCGCGCGCAACCCCGGUCGCCAGUUCGUGGCCGGCAAGGUGCCCCUCGGGCUCAAGCGCAAGGGGCUGCGCGUCCUCGUCACCGGCGGCGCCGGCUUCGUGGGCAGCCACCUCGUGGACCGCCUGGUGGCGCGCGGCGACAGCGUGAUCGUGGUGGACAACCUCUUCACCGGCCGCAAGGAGAACGUGAUGCACCACUUCGGCAACCCAAACUUCGAGAUGAUCCGCCACGACGUCGUCGAGCCCAUCCUCCUCGAGGUCGACCAGAUCUACCAUCUCGCCUGCCCCGCAUCCCCCGUCCACUACAAGUACAACCCCGUCAAGACAAUCAAGACCAAUGUGGUUGGUACACUCAACAUGCUUGGAUUGGCCAAGAGGAUCGGUGCCAAGUUCCUCCUCACCAGCACUAGCGAGGUCUACGGUGAUCCCCUCCAGCACCCUCAGGUGGAGACCUACUGGGGCAAUGUCAACCCCAUCGGUGUCAGGAGUUGCUACGACGAGGGCAAGCGUACAGCUGAAACCUUGACCAUGGACUACCACCGUGGUGCCAACCUUGAGGUUAGGAUUGCUCGGAUCUUUAACACCUAUGGCCCACGCAUGUGCAUUGACGAUGGCCGUGUUGUCAGCAACUUUGUUGCUCAGGCGCUAAGGAAGGAGCCUUUGACGGUUUACGGCGAUGGCAAGCAGACCAGGAGUUUCCAAUACGUUUCUGAUUUGGUUGAGGGGUUGAUGAGGCUGAUGGAAGGUGAUCACAUUGGGCCAUUCAACUUGGGCAACCCCGGUGAGUUCACCAUGCUGGAACUGGCCAAGGUUGUCCAGGACACCAUCGACCCGAACGCGCGGAUCGAGUUCCGUGAGAACACCCAGGACGACCCGCACAAGCGCAAGCCAGAUAUCACCAAGGCCAAGGAGCAACUUGGGUGGGAGCCCAAGAUCGCCCUCCGUGACGGCCUCCCCCUCAUGGUUACCGACUUCCGCAAGCGGAUAUUCGGCGACCAGGAUAGCGCCGCCACCGCCACCGAAGGCCAGUAAAGAGUAGACCGGAGUACAAUACUAUGAAAUUUUGGUGGCCUGCUUCUAGCUUUCUUCUUGGUUAAUCCCCCUACUGACAGAGCUAUGGCCACGUAGUUGUCGAGAGUUUUACUACUACUGAAAUUACCUUGGUUGUUGGUGUAAUGUUAUUCUUUUUUGUUGUCGCCUUUUCCGUCAGUCUCAGCUAUACGGACAUCCCAGUUGGAUUGUUGGAUAUAUAAAUCUGGAUCUUCUAAUUCUUUGUUGA
Molecule: messenger RNA, 1667 nt
Organism: Hordeum vulgare subsp. vulgare (domesticated barley)
Lineage: Eukaryota; Viridiplantae; Streptophyta; Magnoliopsida; Poales; Poaceae
Product: UDP-glucuronic acid decarboxylase 2-like
Exons: 6
Coding region: 89-1420 (443 amino acids)
Biological process (GO): D-xylose metabolic process
Cellular component (GO): cytoplasm
Molecular function (GO): UDP-glucuronate decarboxylase activity; NAD+ binding
Source: RefSeq, a predicted model, not a curated record